This is a messenger RNA of Daldinia decipiens, 642 nucleotides long. RefSeq lists its product as uncharacterized. Lineage: Eukaryota; Fungi; Ascomycota; Sordariomycetes; Xylariales; Hypoxylaceae. The transcript has 2 exons. The record is from RefSeq and is a predicted model, not a curated record. The coding region runs from base 266 to 484 and encodes 72 amino acids.
CAGUUGAAGGCAAACCCGGAAUCUCCGGACGUUUCGUGAAUAGUAUAUAUAGUCUCCUCUUCGUCUCCUUCACAACCUCCGUCUUUUUCUACCUCGAGUGUUUCUAUCAACAACUUCCUCAAGACCAAUCUCCACUCUAAAGCCCUCCUUUCCUCACUCUUGAUCAGUUCUUCUAAGGCUUCACUAGUCCAUCAACGACUACUACUUGAAACACAUUCACUUAUACAAAUAUUAAACUUAAUAACUCACAAUCUCAUCCAUCACCAUGCCUUCGGUAGACAUCAAGCAGAUCGUUGACACCAAGCCUCUGAGCUUCACCAUCAAGACCGGAAGCGGCAGAUGGCAAUGCCAGAUUCAUAGCGACAGAGCCUCAUACGAGCGCUCGCGCAUUACAAAGGCACCGGGAAUCUCCCGCAUGGAUUCCGGCCUAUCCACCUCGACGAGGUCGUCGAGUAGUUCGGUCGCGAGCACCUCGUCGCACUAGACUACACAAAUGAAAUAAUUCCCCAUCCAGGGGGGAACCCUUGCCAUCGCGUUCGCGUUCCGUCUAACGGCCCGGCCUCGCGAGGGUACACAGCGCAUGCACAAUUGCUAGAAUUGGUCAAAGUUCUUAUCAGGAAUGGGUAAUACGAAGAUUGGGGG